UUUUUUGUUAAUAGGUCUGUAUAGUAUAGAUAAUGAGGUAAAUUUUUUCGUUUUGUUUUCCCGCGUAUGUUAAUAUUUUGAAUUUAUUUAUUUUUAACAAAAACUAGAAUAGAAAACAUAAAUAAUAAUAUUUUUUUCACAACAAACCUUCCACUGUUAAUUGUUUUUAUAAAAUGAGCGACGAAAUUAUAACUAUUAUGGAAGUUGAUGACAGUGAAACAACACAAACAAAGUCUAACAAAAGUUCUAAAAGCACCACUCACCUACCUUGGAUUGAAAAGUACCGUCCACAAGUGUUUACGGAUAUUGUUGGAAAUGAAGACACAGUAUCGCGGUUGGCCUUUUUUGCGCGGGCAGGGAAUGCGCCUAAUAUUAUAAUAGCUGGACCGCCCGGCGUUGGGAAGACGACUACAAUUCUGUGUCUAGCACGCGCACUACUCGGUACUUCAUUCAAGGAUGCCGUACUCGAGCUCAAUGCAUCUAACGACCGUGGCAUAGAUGUCGUACGCAACAAGAUCAAAAUGUUCGCGCAACAAAAGGUAACAUUGCCACCAGGGCGACACAAGAUAGUAAUUCUAGAUGAGGCAGACAGUAUGACGGAGGGAGCCCAGCAGGCGCUCCGGCGCACUAUGGAGCUGUACUCGAGUACCACAAGGUUUGCCCUCGCCGCCAACAACAGUGAGAAGAUCAUUGAACCCAUACAAUCACGAUGUGCAGUACUGAGAUACUCACGACUCACUGAUGCACAGAUCCUCGCUAAGGUUCUAGAAGUGUGCCAAAAAGAGAACCUCUCAUAUACAGAGGAAGGUAUUAGUGCAGUGGUGUUCACAGCGCAGGGUGACCUGCGUUCCGCCCUCAACAACUUGCAGUCCACAGCACAGGGCUUCGGCCACAUCAGUCCUGAUAAUGUGUUCAAGGUGUGUGACGAACCACACCCACUUCUUGUCAAGAACAUGCUGGAGGCUUGCACUAAGCAGGAUAUACAUGCUGCUUACAAGGUAAUAGCCAACCUGUGCAAGCUGGGCUAUGCUGCGGAGGAUAUAGUGAGCAAUAUAUUCCGAGUGUGCAAAACGCUGGACAUAUCAGAAGACCUGAAGCUGGCUUUCAUCCGCGAGGUGGGUCUGACGCACAUGCGCGUGGCGGACGGGCUGGCGUCGCCGCUGCAGCUCGCCGCACUGCUGGCACGCAUGUGCCGCGUUGCCGCCGGGCACGAGCCGCACUGGUAACAGACGACUGGGGACGAGCGACCGGCCCACCCUACACUAGGAUCCACAAACUCCUAUAAUUUAAAUAUGGGACAUCUGUGUAACUAUUUAUCGGCAUAAAAUUCACUGUGAUAUAACUUAUGUAUGUUAUACUUCCAUUCUCUUCAUCCUUAUUCAUCCCAGAUCGACAAUGCAAUCAUAAAAAUGAGGCAAGAAAAUAGUUGCAAAGUACAUGUGCAGGUCUGAACUUAUGAAAUUAAAUUUGCACAAAAAAUAA
Galleria mellonella (greater wax moth) is the source of this 1482-nucleotide messenger RNA. It is a transcript of the gene RfC4, whose product is annotated as replication factor C subunit 2. Gene Ontology annotation, biological process: DNA-templated DNA replication; DNA repair. Gene Ontology annotation, cellular component: DNA replication factor C complex; nucleus. NCBI's taxonomy places the organism in Eukaryota, Metazoa, Arthropoda, Insecta, Lepidoptera, Pyralidae. Bases 174 to 1226 code for a protein of 350 amino acids. The transcript is spliced from 4 exons. The record is from RefSeq and is a predicted model, not a curated record. Gene Ontology annotation, molecular function: ATP binding; DNA binding; DNA clamp loader activity.